Molecule: messenger RNA, 2130 nt
Organism: Danio aesculapii
Lineage: Eukaryota; Metazoa; Chordata; Actinopteri; Cypriniformes; Danionidae
Gene: cltrn
Product: collectrin, amino acid transport regulator
Exons: 6
Coding region: 9-713 (234 amino acids)
Source: RefSeq, a predicted model, not a curated record
UCAGCUGCAUGUGUGUUAAAGUUCAGAUGCCAAGCGGAGAGAUGAUAACUGGAUUUCUUCUGACUAUUAUUUUAAUGUCACCCGUCGUGGCUCAGGAUCUUUGUAAAGAAAGCAAAGAUGGAUUCAAAGUCAGGAUCAGCUUAAAAACAGCCUUCGGAGAUGACGCCUACGAGUGGAAUGAGAGCGAGAAGUUUCUCUUCAGAUCUACUCUGGCGUAUGCGAUGAGGAAAAAAACUGGGGAAGACACGUAUAACAUUGAAAACAUACUGGUGUGCAAUGAUACAAAGAGAGUGUCGUUCAUCUUUGUGGUGACGUUGCCAGCGGAUCCAACUCAACUGAUCCCGAAAGAAGAAGUGGAGCGAGCAGUGAGACAGAGCAAACAUCGCAUCAACAACGCGUUCCUGCUAUCAGACAUGACUCUGGAGUUUGUGGGGGUCCCACCGACGCUGGCGGUCCCCAUUCAGUACAACACUCCUCCGUGGCUCAUUGUGUUCGGGGUGGUCAUUGGGAUCGUGGCCGUGGGCAUCGUGGCACUACUCAUGUCCACAGUCAGCAAAAGACGACGAGCCAAAGCCAAGGAUGCCGGUUUUGAUGAAGAUGAAGAUGAUGAAGGAAUAGUCAAAGAGAAUGGAACUGCACUUUCCGGCCUUAAUAAGAAAGACGGCGUCUACAAUCCAGGCUUCUCCAAUGAUGAGCGCUUCACCAAACUGUAGAAAACAAAGCCAGAUUCAGUAACACCUCACCUCUAAAAUUAUUCAGAUAUGCCAAAGAAUAAUACUUACUCAACUCUAGACUGUCUGGGUUUGCACAGAAUUAAGACUUAUUCGUAAUUUAUUUGUAUUAUAAAAGCCAGAUUUACUAUAAAACAUGCCGAAUGUUGAUGAUCUGACUAUGGGCAGAUUAAAGAAUGUAGACAAAAACUAGACUGUAAAAAAUGCUGAGUUUCACACAAUUGAUUUGUGUUGGCACAACAUGAAGGAUUUAAGUUAUUAGUAUUGAUAUUAUUUGUAUUAGUAAUAAAAACGUAUCAUUCAUUCAUUCAUUUUCUUUUUCGGCUUAGUCCCUUUAUUAAUCUGGAGUCACCUCAGCAGAAUGAACCGCCAACUUAUCCAGCACUCGUUUUACGUCACGCAUGCCCUUCCAGCUGCAACCCAUCACUGGGAAACACUCAAACACUCUUCACACACAUACACUAUGGACCAUUUUAGCUUACCCAAUUCACCUGUACCGCAUGUCUUUGGACUCGUGAGGGAAACCGGAGCACCCGAAGGAAACCCUUUUUAAACAUUUAAAACAGCAAGCAUUUUUUACAGGGUAUCAUUAAAAAGGCUCAGUCCUUCGGCUUAAUCUCUAUUUCAGAUGUCGCCACAGCAGAAUGAACCGCCAACUAGCCGCAACCCAGUAUUGGAAAACACCCUUACACACUAAUUCACACACACUCAUACACAAUGGCCAAUUUAGUUUCUUCAAUUCACCUAUAGCACAUGUGUUUGGACUGUUGGGGAAAUUAAAGCACCCGGAGGAAACCCACACCAACGCGGGGAGAACAUGCAAACUCCACACAGAAACGCCAACUGACCCAGCCGAGGCUCGAACCAGCGAUCUUCUUGCUGUGAAGCAACAGCAAUACCUACUGUGCCACCGCGUCGCCCCAAAACGUAUUAGUUUUUGCAAAUUUAAGUGGAUUGAACAUAAAACAAUUAAGUUGUUCCCCAAAAAACAACUAUGAAUUGUGUUGUUUCAGCUCAUUUUAAGUAAGUAGUUUGAACAAAGAGCGAACAUCUUUUUCUGAGUAACUAAAUCCACCAAGAGUGCCGCAUAUAAUGUGCUUUAGUAAAUAACGGAUUAGGAUGCAGCAACAAUCACAGCAAUUCAAGCACAAAAUCGGUUAAGACAUGCUUUUUGGAAGGCAAUAAAUAACGACAAAAAACCUGUAAAUUGUACGUAACAUUAGUAGAUCACAUUGCUGGUUCUUAUCAUAAAUAUGGUGUCAGAAAGAGAAACUCGUACAGAUGUUUAUGCAAUAAGGUCAGCCACACUCUAUGACUUUCAUUGCUGACAUUUCUCUGUGCCUUUAAUAAAUCCUGAUAGUUUUUAACACCAAAAAGAGAGUCUACUUGUGAUUUUUGU